Molecule: messenger RNA, 525 nt
Organism: Arachis ipaensis
Lineage: Eukaryota; Viridiplantae; Streptophyta; Magnoliopsida; Fabales; Fabaceae
Source: RefSeq, a predicted model, not a curated record
AUGAGGAGUGUUAUGCCAGGCUUAGUAGGGGAAUCGCAGAGCGCCUUUAUGAAGGGGAGAAAGAUACAUGAUGGAGCUUUAAUUGCAUGUGAAACAGUGCACUGGUUGAAACUGAAAAAGCAAGCGUCAGCAAUUGUAAAACUUGACUUUCAAAAAGCCUAUGAUAGAGUUAAAUGGUGCUUCAUCGAUAUUGUGCUAGAGAAAAUGGAGUUUGACAGAACAUGGAGGUCAUGGAUUAGGGAGUGUGUCAGAAUGGCUUCUAUUUCUAUUCUGGUCAUGGAUGUGCUUAACAGGAUGAUCAGAGAGGCGGUCAGGAAUGGUCGAAUCUCUCCACUCCUAGUAGGUCGGGAUAAUAUAGAGUUAUCACAUUUACAAUUUGCUGAUGAUACUAUAUUAUUCUGCCCGCCGUUGGAGGAGACAAUCAGAAACUAUAAGCGGUUGUUGAGGUGUUUUGAAAUUAUGUCUGGUUUGACCAUUAACUUUGAGAAGUCCAACUUGAUACCAGUGAAUUACAGAAAGGAGUAG